UUUAUACCUAUAUCUGUAGCUAAUCACAAGCAAUAUUUAUGUGAGAUACUGAUAGUUUCAAUUAUUUAGCUCAUACUUCUUAUAUAUAAUAACACGUAUUAGAGUUACCAUGAGUCAGAAAUGAGACGUCGAAAAGAUAUAUUCCAAACGAUAAUGUGUACGAUAUGCUUCAAACAAGUAUUGUAUACCGUUUUGAUGCUUAACAUCGCCAUGGCUAUCAAAACAGAUGUAGACCACGGAAAUUGUGAAAACGCUACAUCUGAUGAACAUUUAUCAAUUACAAUAAUAGAGCCAAUAUAUUAUAAACUUUUUUUCAAAUUAAAUAUGGAUUCUGAAAAUUACAACGGGGAAUCCGACAUUGUCAUCAACAUUCACAAACCAAUCAAAAGAUUAAGUCUGCAUUGUUUUGGACCGUAUAUAUAUACAUCAAGCAUAUCGUUAAAGUCGAUAACUCAAACUUCAAAUCAGAGUAUACAACAUACUCGUUAUGCAUCUUAUCGUGUUUGUACUAAAACACAGCGGUUCGACAUAUUAUAUGAUGAUUUAAUAUCUCCUGGAUUAUACGAGCUACAUAUACAUUUUUCCAAUAAGCAUGAAAACAUUAUUAGAUAUCAAUAUAUAAGAUAUACAGAAACUGAGGCAACUAAAAGGUGGUUUCUUGGAAUAUUGUCGACGUCAAAUCGUGCUCGAACAUUAUUUCCAUGUUGGGACGAGCCGGAAAUACACAUGAAUUAUGAGAUUAUUAUCGAACAUCCUGAGCAGUAUAAAGUUAUAUCGAAUAUGCCAGUGCAAAAGCUAUUAAACAAAUCAGAUAAUACCUUAUUAACGUAUUUCCAUAUUAGCAAACCUAUAGCUUCAAGUCAAGUGGCAAUCGUAAUGGUUGAUAACUUGACUCAUAUUAAUUUGGGCGAUGAUUUGUAUUGGUAUCAACAGAAUAUAGUGAAAAAUACGAACAUUUCGUCGGAAAUUUGGAACACGAAAGAACUUUUCAAAAAUUACCUCGGAAAUUACCAUUAUGGAAUUAUGGAAACCAAUUACAUCGUAAUUCCGAAUCUUCCAUCUCAGGUUAUAGGAAGUUUAGGAGUUAUUAUAUACAGGGAAGAAAGCUUUAAGUACGAUAAUGCUACAGAUUUUUCUGGUCGUAAAAUGAAUAUCUACAAGAUAGUAGGCGAUUCAUUAGCGCGGGAAGUCCUCGUCCAAAUAAUGUGCCCUUCUCAUUUUUGGCUAAUUAAGAUACUUGCAUCAUUCUUAAGUUAUUUUACCAUUUUCCAGUAUGAACAUGACUCGUCGAUUAUGGACCUUUCCAUCGUUCAGACUAUGCAGGGUGCUUUGUACUAUGAUAUCGAUUUCCAAAUGGCACCUGUGUCACAGAACAAAUUCGUGCAUUCCAUUGAUGAAAUUGAUGCAAUUCAUUAUUCUCGACCGUAUUAUAAUAAAGGAGCUGCUGUAAUGCGCAUGUUAUUUUAUUCUCUCGAAGCGCCGGAAUAUGUCUACAAGGAAAUUAUCCGGAAACUUGCGAAGAAAUGGUGAGUGAUGCAUUAUAUAAUGAGAUAAUAGUGCAUCCUGAUUAAUUAUUUAAUAUUCCACGAAAAAACGCGAAUCCAAAUAUGUCUUAAAUACAUCUUGCUUAAGACAUUUUGAAAGUGUUUCUAAGACGUCUUAAAUUGCUACACAAUAUCCUUCUAAUAAUUUGGUAAGACAUCUUCGGAAUUUUAAGAUUUCUUUCAUAUGUCAUAAAUGUAUUAUUUGAUAUAUUUACCCUA
Molecule: messenger RNA, 1763 nt
Organism: Odontomachus brunneus
Lineage: Eukaryota; Metazoa; Arthropoda; Insecta; Hymenoptera; Formicidae
Product: glutamyl aminopeptidase-like
Exons: 6
Coding region: 121-1530 (469 amino acids)
Biological process (GO): peptide catabolic process; proteolysis
Cellular component (GO): cytoplasm
Molecular function (GO): metalloaminopeptidase activity; zinc ion binding; peptide binding
Source: RefSeq, a predicted model, not a curated record